This is a messenger RNA of Esox lucius (northern pike), 4748 nucleotides long. It is a transcript of the gene usp45, whose product is annotated as ubiquitin specific peptidase 45. The record is from RefSeq and is a predicted model, not a curated record. Lineage: Eukaryota; Metazoa; Chordata; Actinopteri; Esociformes; Esocidae. The transcript is spliced from 18 exons. Bases 864 to 3224 code for a protein of 786 amino acids. Gene Ontology annotation, molecular function: cysteine-type deubiquitinase activity; zinc ion binding. Gene Ontology annotation, biological process: protein deubiquitination.
UAUUACGCUGAUUAUCCAUAUAUACUUUCGAUUGGAAUUGCAUAUUUUACCUUGCUAUUUUUAUUGGUCUUUUUAAAUGUUCAUGUUAAGGCAUGUUAUGCUUGACCAGAACGAGCCACCGUAAUGCGUCACAUGUUGACUUCAGCAAUUUACCAUGUGACUGUGGUUUCUAUCGACAUGUUCUUGACACUUUUGAAAAGUGAAGAUUAUUAUUGGAAUUGUUUGAGAUAUAUUUACUAAAUUUAUCAUUAGCAACUUUUUUCAGUUUUUGUGUGAUGUAUUUUUAAAAAAUCAGUAUCGAGACUAACUGCCAAGCUAACUUUAACUCAGGUAGUGUGUGUUGACAGUUAUUAGCUACAGUAGGUAGCUAACUAUUACGCUAACGUUAGCUCAUUGGCUAGCUAAAGAGGCAAAAUCAAAUAGGUGAGUUUUUAAAUGUUAACUAACUGCACAUCAGUUUCGGAGGCAAUGUGGUAAGUAAGCUAACUACGUUAGAAACUACUAGUAAAACCGCAAAGUUGCAGUUCUAUUCCACCCACAAAUUUCACAGUUUGCUAGCUAGCUAAGUUAUACAGUAUCUAAAUACCUGUAACUAGCUAGCUAACCAACUUUUCCUGUGUUGGUGAGCAAAUGUUAUCUAAUGAUGACUUCGAUAUAGAAUGCUAAAAUAUAUUUACUUUUGAGUAUAUUUACUAGGAUAGAAUGUAAUUGUGCUGGUGCCAAUUCAGUAUAAUAAUUAAAUGCUUCUUUGUAUCUGGUUGUGUGUUCAUACUAGGUUGGAACAAAAGCCUGCACAUACAGCAUAACUUUAAUACCAUGACUAAGUGGCCAACAAUUUGCUAAAUCCUGUAACAAAGCUACAGAUGCGGCUAAAGGAUCCAUUCUCCUUGAAAACCGCGGACAUGACUAAGCGGACUAACAAGCCGAGGAAGCCUCGAGAUGAGGAGUCAUCAGACGAAGUUAGCGGGCUGACUUGCCAGCAUGUCAGCAAGGCGGUUGAUCUGAGCUCGGUCAAGAAGGCGGUCACCUCAUGCAUGUGGUCCACAUGUUCUGAUUGCCUCCGGGAAAGGACUUUGGUAGACGGAGUGCCAACCAGUGGACACGACAUUCUCGUAUGCCUGAAAUGUGGCUUCCAGGGCUGUAACCAAUCAGAGAGCCAACACUCUACCAAGCACCACCAAACCCUCCGCCCUGAGACCCACUGCAUCUCUAUCAGCCUUAGCACAUGGAAGGCCUGGUGUUUUGAAUGUAAUGAAGAGCUCUCCACUCACUGCAAUAAGAUGGCUUUGGCCCAGACCCUGGACUUCCUACAAAAGCAUUCCGUCAAGGCAGCCUCAGCAUCUAAAGUGAUCAAGCCGAGAGAGGAGCCGGGAGACUACACCGAUCAGCCAAGAGGGAAGAGUCCAGUCAACAGCACGCUGGUCCCAGUCAAAGGCAUCAACAACCUUGGAAACACCUGCUUCUUUAACGCGGUUAUGCAGAAUCUGUCCCAGACUCACAUGCUGAACGACCUGAUACAGGACGUAAAGGAGAAGGGCCACAAGCUAAAGAUUGUCCCCCCUUCUGAGUCAAACGUGGGGCCUUUGACUGUGACCCUGCCCAGCCCAGAGCCCCUGACUUCAGCCAUGUUCCUCUUCCUUCAUAGCAUGAAGGAGUUGGGGAAAGGCCCUGUCAACCCAAAGAUUCUCUUCAACCAGCUCUGCCAGAAGGCUCCACGCUUUAAAGGCUAUCAGCAGCAGGACAGCCAAGAGCUGCUUCACUACCUUCUGGACUCAUUGAGGGUCGAGGAGACCAAGCGGAUCAAAGCAAGCAUUCUGAAGUCCUUCAACAACCCCACGGAGAAGACCGCAGAUGCCGAGACCAAACGCCAAGUCAAAGCCUAUGGAAAGGAGGGUGUGAGGAUGAACUUUGUGGAUCGCAUUUUUGUGGGCGAGCUAACCAACACUAUUAUGUGCGAGGAGUGCGAACAUAUCUCCACAGUGAAAGAGGCCUUCAUCGACAUCUCUCUGCCUAUCAUCGAAGAGAGGAUGUCCAAGCCCUCAAACCCGGGAAGGACGGGCAAGGUCGUUAAAGACCAGGAAGUGCACAUAUCCCACGCUGAUGAGAUGCUAGCCUCCGCCGCGCACAAUAAAAACACCAGGAAACCAAGCGGACAGAAGCAGCAGCCGUGCAAAAGGUCCCCCGGCUUGGCAGAGGAGAGGGGGACGGACGGGCCCUCAGACGGCCCCGAGCAGGACUCCCCCUCCACGAUGUCCCACACGGCCGGGGCUUCCAAGAUGGCUGCCAAUAGCCUCUCGGACGGCAGCGAGAAAGACUCGGGCCCUCAGGACAGCAGCAACGACGCAGACAGCGAGGCCUCCGAGAGCGAGUGGACUCCCCGGUCAUUGUCGGCCCAUUGCGGCCGAGGGUCCACCCAGAGUCCUGCGCCCCUGGCCACACCGUCCGUGGCCUCCCUCGACCCACAGCAGGUCGGUGCAGUGGAGCAGCUAGUCACCGCUGUGCAUAAAAUGAACAUAGGCCCUGCCUUGGUGGGCGCACAUAGUACCGAGGAGCAGGGGGAGCCCCAUCAGCAGCACCCUCACCACCAGGGGGCGUUCCAGGCCCUGUCUCACAGCUACACGCCCUGCUCCAAAGAGUGCUCCGUCCAGUCAUGCCUUCACCAAUUCACCUCAGUGGAGUUGCUAAUGGGCAACAACAAGCUGCUGUGCGAGAGCUGCACGGAGCGCCGGCAAAAACAGCUGCGCAAGAGUUCCUCUGCCGAGAAGAAGACGGAGAAGGUCUACACAAGUGCUCGCAAACAGAUGCUGAUCUCAAUAUUGCCCCCAGUGGUCACUUUGCAUCUUAAACGCUUCCAUCAGGCAGGAAUGAACGUACGGAAAGUCAACCGCCAUGUCGACUUCCCCCUCAUCCUGGACCUGGCUCCGUUCUGCUCAGCGUCCUGCAAGAACCUGGCGGCGGGCGACCGUGUGCUCUACAGCCUGUAUGGGAUUGUCGAGCACAGCGGGUCGAUGCGCGGUGGCCACUAUACGGCGUACGUGAAGGUUCGUUCACCCCAGAGGAGGGUAGAGCAGUCUCAGCGCAGAAACAUGGCUGGUCCGAGGGAGGCCAGCAGUACCGCACAGGGUCAGUGGGUGUAUGUGAGUGACACCAACGUCCAGGCGGUACCCGAGUCCAGAGUGCUCAACUCUCAAGCCUACCUGCUGUUCUACGAGGAGGUCCUGUGACCCUCUCAGGAGAGAAAGAGAACAAGGCUGUAAGAGAGCGUAAACACUGCUUUGUGUGUCUCCAAAGUUUGACUCCUAAGAGCCGGAAAACAUGGAACACACUGCAUCAUGGAAUUUGUAGGCCAUCCUGAACCGGUGUUACCGGGAUGUAUGCCGGACCACUGAGCACAAGAGGAUUACAUUUGUCCACGUACGUUUGCUAAUGUGUCUGUGUGUGUGAGCCAGAGAAAUUGGGAGGGGAUGACAAGUAUUUGUAUUUAGCACAAAUUCUAAGCAGAAAUGCUGUUAUUUAUAUUUUAAGACUUGCUGCGCUGAAAAUAUAUAUAUUUCUCUUUUUUUGUGUGCAAAUGUGCAACUUUCAUUCAACUACGAAUGCCAAAUACCUUUUGCUAAUAGAAAUUACGGAAAACAAAGUAAAACAUCCAGAAAAAACAUAUCGCCCAGUGUGUUGUGGCACUAGUAAGUGCCAAAAGCAUGUCAUCUGUAACUGUCCCUUAAGAGAUGCUGGUAAUAUGUUGUGCGGUCUUAGUGUUUUUGCAGCCCAUGGCCUUGAUGUGUUGGCCGUUUGCACACUGGUGCAUAAACUAUGUGACCACACAGGUACAAAGACAUUGGGAUAUUUCGGAACAUUACUAUGAUGGUGUUCAGCUUGCGGGACAAUAACAAUAGUUUCAGGUUAAUAUCUCUUUAUCCCGUAUGUUCUACUGUAUUUUAAACAUCUCUGAAUACAUUGCAUGGGCUAAGGGCAGUGAAUGUGUUGCUCAACCUUGGGAUUUGAAUGUCUUAGUAUUUAUGUUCAUUGUUUAUUUUAUUUUUAUUAAUGAAGAAACUAUUAAAAUAAUGUUGGUUGGUGGGAUUUUGCCAAGUUUUCCUGUUUAGGUAUUACAAUAUGGAAGUGAUUUCAUUUUAUUUAAAAUAAAUAUUCAGUGCCUACACACUGGGAUUGAGUUUCUGCAUGAAACAAACAAAUAAUUAUGGGAAAAAUGACUUGUGUUCAAUGUAUUUGCACAAUCAUGUGGUGUAUUAACACAUUACAAAAAAAGAAAAAACAUUCAACUUGUCAGAUGCAGAACCGAAGAAAACAAAGUAGUAUCUUCAACUCUGGUAUUCUCCUUUGGUAAAUUUAUUUAGACUUACAUGAAAAGACAAUGUUAUGAUUGUAAUUUAAUCUUUUCAGUUGAGAAGUUGUCUUGUGAAUCUAGAUCAGUGCUGGCCAACCCUGUUCCUGGAGAGCCACAAUCCUGUAGGUUUUCUCUUCAGCCUCAUUUGUGACUAACCUGAGUGGCUUUUCAUCUAACUACUAAUUAGAAUCAGGUGUGCUGAAUAAGAUUUGGGAGAGAGAACCUAUAGGACUGUGGCUCUCCAGGAACAGGGUUGGCCAGCCCUGGUCUAGAUAUUACUCUUUAACACAAUAUUAAACCAUAUGCCGAUAUGGUCUAAGUUUUUCUCCUGGCUUUUUUUCUUUCUGAAAAUGUCAGUUUAUUUAUUUAAAUAAAUCUUUACAUUUUUUAAUAUGUGAAAUCA